CAACACCUGGAGGAUCCUAUCACCAACGCAAGUCUUUGCAGCCGUCUAAACGCAGCGGACUUUUUUUUGGGGGGGGGGGGAGACCCUCAAGCUGUUUCCUAACGGGCUAGGACUGGAGAGGGCGCUGUCGUUUGCAGACCCGACAGGGCGGUCCUGCGCCCCCUCGAGGCUCAAAGUGAAGGCAAGGCACAUUGGAAGGAACUGUGCUCAUUGGUUCCGCGCGCCUCGCUUUAUCCGGCUGGCUAGCCAAGCCGAGAGAAAGCCUUCGCCCCCAAGAAGACAAAUGUUUGUUCAUGGAGUCAAGAAGCCUUGUUUUCCCUGUGCACGGCCUGCAGCAGCUCCAUAGCAACCCAGCUUGGCUGUAAUAGCGCCCAGUAACUAGGACAAGUUGCAAACGCCGAGCAAUUCGUGCGUGCCUACGCUUAGGCCCGCUGCAGUCUCUUUGCCCCGGGCCCAGCAGAAGUUAUUUCCCCGAGCUCCCCUGGGGACCAUGAGGCUUUAGCUCAGGCGCUAUACAGAGUCAGUGCGCCCAUCCUCACCAUGCGAGAGAAGAAGCUCACCACGGUGCCCCCCAGCAUAAGAGAUGAUGAGUUUGAGGAUUAUUUAGCAACCGAUGAUAUGCUUGUAGACUUCUUUAAUGAAUUCUUGAAUCUCCCCACCUUUGCAGAGCCAGUUAAGUUUAAUCCUGACUUUGGCGUUUUUGAAGUUACUACCGAUGCCCCACAGCAUCUGGAAAACCAGCUGAAAAAGAUGUUGCGUGAAAAGAAACCUCGGAAUCCCAUUUACGAUGUCAUAAGGCCAGCAAAGCAAGAAAUUCCAGACCUCAGACCUGUUCCCCCUCCCCCACCAGUGUUAAAUUUUGACCCGAAUUAUUCCACAAUGUGUCUGGACCGAGAGCAGGCUAUUGCGUGGAUUAAGAAGGAGAGAUUCCCAUCGUUUUUAGAGAGCGACUGUUACUUUGAAUACAGGUUAGCUAAGCUGAUAUCGCAGGUGGAGUGGAGCAGAACUGGUGUCAACAUUGUUAUAGAUAAAACGUAUUAUCCUUGGUUCAGCAAAAGCCUACCACCCUCAGAAGCCUCUGAAGAGAAUGAAAAUGACUUAAUUAUGAAAAAGUUCUACGUCUCUCUUGGCCAGGCUACUGUCACCCAGACGCGAGAUUGGUUUACUUUAGCCAAGCUAAGUCAGCGUAUGAUUACUACCGAUUCUUUUCCUCAUCCUGUGGCAUCUUCCCACGUUCAUUUUUCUCCUUGGCCUUCAGAGUCAUCUUCAGUCCUAGAUUUCAGGGGAGUACAAGGGAUGCCUAGUGUUUCAUCCACCGUUCUCCAUGCUGCUGCCCUUGGAGGCGCUGAGGGGAAAAACAACAACAUGCCAGAACUGGAAACUAAGAUGAGGAAGAAGCGCGCCCAAUCUGGUAUAUCACUUCUUCAGAGGGUAGUAGCUAGAAGAAGCAUAGAUGAGGGCCACUCUUUGUCUCUUCCUGAUACUCCUUCAAGCACUGUCUUAAGAGCAUACGUAGGGCAGGACUGGGAUGCUGCCCUUCAAGCAGGAAAGAGCAAGGAACUUGACCAACAACCCAUGUAUUUUCAAACAGUAGAUGAGUUUUCAUUAGCCUAUGCUCAGUAUAUACUUAGAAGCUCUGUAGCACAGGUUACUGGGCAGCCGCCCGAAGCCAGCCCAACUGCUAUCGACUUCGACAGAAUGUCUAGAGUGUUUAUAGUUGAGGUAGCAAACAUUCAACCUUUCGUGGAGCCACUUGAACCAAAAACCCUACUUCCUGCGGAUGAUAUACUAGAUAAGGGGAGCGAAAUAAGCACUAGUACAAAAUCUGAAAAGGAUAGCACUGAAAGCAGGGCUGCCUGGUGUCUUAGCCACAAGACUUACGAUAUUGGCAACAGGCAUGAAUUCGAAAGGUUCAAGAGGUUCAUCAAAGGAACUUUGGGAGAAAGGUACUUGCGGCUUUGGAUGGACAUUGAAAGACUAAAGGUUCUGCGGGAUCCUAAAAGACAGAGAAGACAGCUUGAUAAAAUGAAAAAAAUCUACUUAGUGAGCAAUGGAGAUUAUUUCCUUACCACUGAAGUUUUGAUGAAGCUAAACCUGAUUGAUGGGGACCAGUGGAACAUGUAUAACUUAAGGCGUGCUCAACCUGAAGUAGUGAAACCUUUGCUUCUUUACUGGGGUCCCCGGUUUUGUGUUAUCCAUACAGGAGCCACACAGGCUGUCAGCACCAAACUGAAAAUCUGGCAUUCUCGGCAACAGAAGCCACGUAUGGAUGUGGAUCCGUUCCCACAGAUGGUGUCACUGUUGCCACUGAGAGCUAAAUCUUGCAUGCCAAAAAUAGCACAGCCCCAGAGAGGAGAAAUGGGAUCAUCACCACCACCAAAGGGAGCUAUGUUAGAUCAGCAGAUGCCUUCCAGGCUGUUAUCAGCAGUCCUGCCCCGGAGCCAAAGUGCUAUUCAGGAAGAUCCUACCCUCCUCUUAAGUUCAAUGGAUGUUGACAAGAAGCGGCCAGCAACAGCUCAUAUGACAACAAUUCCUGACAAAACAGAUUAUCUGAUGCCAAAGCUAGAUAGAAAAUACACCUACGCGGAAAUGAUCCCCGGCACAACGACCGCAGCCGUUUCGGAACUGGGAAGUUCUGUAAUGGAAAGAAUGCUUCAGUCCCUUAACGUGGAGAGCAGAUCAGGCUACAUCUUUACUGAAUUCUGUGAAAAGUCGAAAAAUAAGCUGUGGAAGAACAGCACGUAUUUUUGGUUUGACCUGCAGGAUUAUCACCAGCUUUUCUAUCAAGAAACCAUCCAUCCUUUCAAAGUGGGCCAGCAAGCUCAAUUUCUAUAUGCCAAUUACAUUGCUCCUUCUGCUAGCAUGGAUAUUGGACUACAACAGAUCACAAAAAGUGAGAUUUACCAGAAAAUUGAGCCACCAUUUGAGGAUCUUUUUGACUCGGCAGAAGAAUACAUCCUCACCCUUCUUUUAGAUCCAUGGAUGAAGAUGGUAGAACAAGACAGAAAAACUUAUGGGCAGGUGGAGCUGGUGGAAGAAACUCGACAGCUGGACUCAGUGUACUUUAGAAAGCUGCAGGCUUUGCAUGGAGACAGCAUUUCCAAGAAGGAUGAGGUUUCAGCUGUCAAAGAAGAGGAGGUCCCAUUGCACCCUGAACCUACCGUAGUCACAGAACCCCCAAGUCAAGCACUUCCUGAAGAAGUUACGUCAUACAGCAUUCAGGACCUGUUAAAGAAGAAAUUGGAGCUGGAAGCUUUCCGGACCUUCCUUGAACAGCAGUCUGCAAGCAUUGACCUCACGUGCUGGCUAGACAUUGAACAGUUCCGUAGGAUGCUUCACAGAAAUAAAGAACUGAGAGAAGCAAAAUCUAAGGACAUUAAGAAUAAAUAUUUGAAUAGGAAAUACUUCUUUGGGCCUGGCAGUCCAGCUACAAAAAUGGAGCAAGAGCAGAUAAUGAAGUCGAAUGGAGGCUGGGGGUAUUUACUUCACGAACAAGUUGUUCCUGUGAUCUUGCUGGAGGUUCAAAAGUACGUACAGAGGAGACUUGAGAAGCAGUGGAUGCCACUGUUUUAUGCAAGCGAAGAAUCAGGACCACAGACAAGGGUCAAGCCACACUUCCAAGAUGCAGCAGAAGAUAUCUUAAUUCAAAGACUUGAGAAGAGAGCAGAAGCGUGGAAGCAUUUGGACAGUAAGUGGGUUUCUUCAUCUCGGGAAAUAAUUACUUUCCGCAAAGCCCUGUUGAAUCCAAUCACAGCCUAUCAGUUUCAACGCUAUGUGUCUCUGAAAGGAGAUUUACUGGAGAAUGGAGUGAUCUUCUGGCAGGAGGUGCAGAAAUAUAAGGACUUGUGCCAUUCCCACUGUGACAGUGCUAUCAUCCAGAAUAAGAUCACGACCAUCAUCAACUGCUUCAUAGAUUCUGCCAUCCCACCAGCUCUUCAGAUUGACAUACCUGAGGAGCAGGCCCAGAAGAUCAUUGAGCACAGGAAAGAGCUAGGCCCUUAUGUGUUUAGAGAGGCACAGAUGACUAUUUUUGCUCUUCUGUUUAAAUUCUGGCCACAAUUUUGUGAGUUCCGAAGCAAUUUGGCUGACGAGAAGAUUUUGCCUAUUCUGGAGAAGCGAAGAGAAAAGAAGCUGAGAAAAACAAGAGAAACAGAUGACGGGGCAUUAGGGAAGAAAACUCCCAUGUCUGUUAAGAUGGGUUCUGUUCUUGAGAGUAAAAUGAGUAAAAGUGAGAUUUCAUCUUCGCCGAGCUUUACUGAAUAUGGCCGACAGGCCUGGUCUUAUUCAAAGUACCUAGAAGCUCUCCAGCAGGAAAGAGUUCUUCUGAAGAUCCAAGAUGAACUGGAUAAAAAAUCAAUAGCAUCAUCAGCGUAUACAGAGCUCUCAAACUUUCUCACGCUGAAGAGCGAUCAGUCAGAAAAACCCAUGAUCACAACAACUUACAGCAGUGCUUUUGUGAAACAACGUCUAUUACAUCCCAAAGAUAGUGAAAGAACUCCAAAGCUUUAAGUGUGGAAUGUGAUGAAGACAUGAAGACAUGAUGGAUUUGCUGCUACUCUGGGAGCAAUCCAAUGCAGAAAUAAACUAUUGUGGGCAAUUUGCUUGUACCCCGGUUCCUUCAGUGGUAAAGGGGGGCACUGGCCUUAUUUAUUGUGCUAUUAUGUGCUACAGCCGCCCCCCCCCCCACUUUGGGGUGGAGAUUUUGUCCAUCAACACAACAGUAUGAAGUAUGUGUAAGGGAAUGGCUAUAGUUCAACAGAUGCUUUGCAUGGAAAAGUUCCUUGAUUAGAUCCCUGGUAUUUCCAGGUAGGGAAAGGCUCAUUGCUAGUCAGUGUAGACCAGGCACCCCCAAACUGCGGCCCUCCAGAUGUUUUGGCCUACAACUCCCAUGAUCCCUAGCUAACAGGACCAGUGGUCGGGGAAGAUGGGAAUUGUAGUCCAAAACAUCUGGAGGGCCGAAGUUUCGGGAUGCCUGGUGUAGACAAUACUGAAUUAUAUGGACUAAUAGCCUUGGUUUAAGAUAGCUAUCUGUGCUCAACUUCCCUUUGAAAUAUAAAUCUUGGUGCUGCUCAGAGCCAAAGGGGGAGAGAUCCAGAUGGCUUGUGUCUGCUGAUGGUUGGGAAUGAUAUUAGCAAGAGGGUCUGUUAGCACCAUUCUUAUUCUGAUUAUCAAGAUACAAGGAAAAUCAAGGCAUUGCCUCUUGCUUUCUGGCAUGUUGGAGUAUCAGUAGAAAGAGCUAUCCUAAGGACAGAGGCCGUAGCUCAGCAAAUGCUAGAAAUAUAUGAAAAACCCACUAUGUGAAGACUCCUGAGGGAUUGUAAUUCCCUGCAAGUUCUGUACCAGUGUUUAUCAUAUUGUUUUUAAAGCUACAGUACAGCCUAUUCUUUCUAUAGGUUACAGGUGAUGUGAAGUGGGGGUGGGAAGGACCCACACAUAUUAGAUAUUCCUUCCCUUUUCACCAUUCCAGUUAAAUGAUGAAUAAUUUUACUACUGAUGAUUUGGUUCGGAUCCAUCUCUUGGCAGAUUGCUUCCUUAGGCAUAUGAUAAGCAAUCAGGAUCAUUUCCUUUCUCAGUAGAAAUUACAGUAGCAAUGGAUCAACAUUCUAUUAAAGAGCCUUCUAGGUAGCUUCCGUUUUUUAUUUUUACAAUAAAAAAGUACAAUCCAAAAUUAUCUACACACCCAACAGUUGGUUUAUCCAUGUCCAAAUGUCCACCAGUUCAUUCUUCCAUGUUGUCUACUGUAUUCUGAGGAACUUAAUAACUAAAGACCCUGCUGUAUAUCUUAAUUGGUAGCUCUGUUCUGAGUUAUACUAGGUGGACUUGUUAUAUGAAGGAUAUUAUCCAGAUACAUGUCAGAGAGGAUAAAAUGUCAUAUGAAUGCUAUCCAGCCUUUCAGAAUUAUAUCCACCCAUUCAGUUAAAUGACUUGUUUCCCUUGUGGUCUUGAUGGAGGUGGUGUAACUGAAUGUCUUAUUUGCCUGUCAUAAAGGAGCCGGAAUUGCUUUGGUGCAUAGGUAGAAUUUUGCAUGACCGGCUGUAAUUCAUUCAUUCCUUUAUCAACAUUAAGUCUUCCAGAAUACACAAAUUGAUGUUGAUGUUCAUAGAUCCAGCUAACAGUUGGGCCAAGUUAUGAUCCAGCCAAGUUAAACACUUUUGAAUACAAUUGAUUUUAAUGAGAAAGUUUAUCAUGACCUCAAGUCUCUUCCCUGCAAAUCAAUUGAACUUAAAAAGUGUUCUUAUCGUGCCCCAUAUGUUUUGUUCCCAACUGGCUAUUUAAAAUUUAAAAAACAGCAUUAUUGCACCUAAAGACUAACAGAUUUAUUGAGUGGCAAUUUUUGGUAUAGAGAAUCAUUGGAAGUUGCAUUAUACUGAGUCUGGCCACUGGUCCAACUAGCUCAGAAUUACCUACACUGACAGGCAGCAGCUGUACUCUAGGGUUUCAGGCAGGAUUCUCUCCCACCCCUGCCUGGAGACACCAGGGAUUGAACCUGGGGUCUUUUGCAUGCAAAGCAGAUUCUUUACCACUCAGCUAUCAGCCCCUCCUUGGACAAUCCAUUCCCCCCCCCCAGCCCUCUGUGCCUCCCCAAAUCUGCUUUAGAAGACUGGGCCCCCCUGUGGUGCAGUUUCCAAUGGGUGCACAGCUGCAAGGGUUACUGCUGAAAUGUCCCUCUUACUCUGCACUGAUUACAGAGAUCAGUGGAAGGACACCAUUUGGUAUCACUCUUUGUGACUAUUUAAAGAAAUGGUUUUAUGUUAAUGCCAUGAAAUAUGACUAUUGCCUAGUUGUAUUUUUGAUGUGUUUUGAUGCAUUGGGUUGUGU
Molecule: messenger RNA, 6819 nt
Organism: Zootoca vivipara (common lizard)
Lineage: Eukaryota; Metazoa; Chordata; Lepidosauria; Squamata; Lacertidae
Gene: RGS22
Product: regulator of G protein signaling 22
Biological process (GO): regulation of signal transduction
Cellular component (GO): nucleus; cytoplasm
Molecular function (GO): G-protein alpha-subunit binding
Source: RefSeq, a predicted model, not a curated record